GAGCGCAAUGGCCUCGCCUCGUACCACCGCCCAGCGAUUCCAAUCUCUCCUGUGCGACAUUGGCUAGCAGCGCAGAGUAUCCAUACGAAUGCUACCCAUGGUCAUGCCAGCCCUCCACACAUGUUUGGCAAAAAGUGGCAAAGCACGGCAGGGAAUCCCCCGAUGGCCAGGCCAGCCAUUCGCCUACGGCGCAAUAGCUCGCUCCCUCGUGGCGGCUCGAUAUGGCAUGCUUGAACAGCACCGCCGGGCUUGACCUCGUGGGUUCCAGUCAAAGCAGCGUUACAUUGCCCAGGGAGCCUGGCAUCGAG
Messenger RNA from Trichoderma asperellum CBS 433.97, 308 nucleotides. The record is from RefSeq and is a predicted model, not a curated record. Lineage: Eukaryota; Fungi; Ascomycota; Sordariomycetes; Hypocreales; Hypocreaceae.